AUGGGUGACUCUUUUAGUCAUAUUUACUCUUAUUUUAACUUGGGAGCUGCAGCAACAGCAUCAUCUUCAUCUUCUACUACAUCAACUACAACUAAUAUUGACAAGACAAAUACAGAUGAUACUACAACUACGCACCUAUCACCGUCGUCAUCAUCAUUAUCACAUUCUCUUCUAGAUAGAAUACCAAAGCCUAAUAGUAAUGGUAACUACAAUGACUAUAGUGUAGAUGUUGAUGAUAAAAAGGUUCAAGCAGAUACUACUAGUACUACAGAUACAACUUUAGCAAAUAGAGUAUUGAAUAAUAAUAACAACAAUAAUAAUAAUAAUAACAACAAUAACAGGCACAAAUCUUUUUUUGAUAGUAUCGAUGACGAUGAUGACGAUGAGUUAUUCAGGCUGACACCUACAAAACUGACAACAACAACAACGACAAUAUUAAAAUCAUCGCCAUCAUCGACGUCAUCAACGACAAAUACAUCACCAAAAAUAUAUACUACAAGUCAUACUCCUUCACCGUCUUCAUCAACAUAUUUAAAGAGAACUACACCCGAAAGAUCAACAUCAACAACAUCAACGACGACAAAUAUUGAUAGUAAUAACAAUAAUAAUAACAAUAAUAAUAAUAAUAAUAAUAAUCAAGAUACAUAUGGUCGUAGUGAUUCCUUUGAAUUUAAUGAUCAAAUUCCAAGUUCACCUGUUGUACAACAAAAGACAAAAAAGACAAAAGUUAAUUAUGAUUUAAUUACUGGAUCUGUUACCAAGGCAAAAAAGAAAGUAACAAAACCAGUAACACCUUUUAAACCUGCAACUAGGACUGCAUUACAAACUUCACCACCAUCUCCAUUAUCAAAAUCCGAUACUGUCAUUAUCAACAAUAACAAUAAUAAUGUAAAUAUUAAUUUAACAAUGAAAUUGACACAAUCUCUUUCAUCAAGUUCAUCAAAUUCAUCAAAUUUAUCAAAAAAUGAUGAAAGAGAUUAUUGUCCAAUUUGUCAGUGUCGUCCUAGUAAUCCAUAUGUAUCACAAUGUAAACAUAUGUGUUGCUAUGAAUGUUGGACAAAGUGGUUAUCAUUAAAGUUGGAAUGUCCAGUUUGUAGAGAAAGGACUCGUGUCAAACAUAUCAUACCUCUUGAAGAUCAUAAAAAAAGAUUGGAACAAAAAAGAGAAAAACAAGAAAGAGAAAAGACGGCAACUCAAAAUCUUCAAUCAACACUUGCUUCUCAAUCAACUAUACAAAUAUCAUCAUUACCAUCACAAGAUCAAGUUAAUAAUCAAGUUGAUAAUCAAGAUGAAGAAGAUCAAUCAACUCAACCUGAUCCAGUUCUUCAAGUUCAUGAUAAUGGAAACAUUGGAAAUGAUAAUAAAGAUGAUAAUAAUGAUACCAUUCCACCUUUAGUUGGUGUAGUAGGAUCUCCAUCUUUUGAAUUUAGUUUCGGAGAUGAUGAAAUAUAA
Messenger RNA from Cavenderia fasciculata, 1452 nucleotides. RefSeq lists its product as uncharacterized. The coding region runs from base 1 to 1452 and encodes 483 amino acids. The record is from RefSeq and is a predicted model, not a curated record. The transcript has 2 exons. NCBI's taxonomy places the organism in Eukaryota, Evosea, Eumycetozoa, Acytosteliales, Cavenderiaceae.